Molecule: messenger RNA, 1777 nt
Organism: Phoenix dactylifera (date palm)
Lineage: Eukaryota; Viridiplantae; Streptophyta; Magnoliopsida; Arecales; Arecaceae
Source: RefSeq, a predicted model, not a curated record
UCACUCUUUCACGGACGCAGCCGUUCCAUAAAACAAUUAAAAAGAAGAAAAAAAACAAUCAGUUAAUCUCUCGUUUGCUCGCUCUCCCUCUUUCUUGUGAAUUCGAUUAUGCGUUGUUCAAGUAACAAUACGUUUAUUCUUCCCCCUAUUCUUGUUGUAUGAAUUUCUAGGUUGCAUUCGAUAUAUUCAUAUCCGACCGAUCUAUUAAUUUUAUUUAACGGAUUCAUGUCUUUUAUUUUUUGUGCGAAUGUCUAUAUCUUAAGCUGUUUCGAUGUUCUUGCAUAACUUUAGCAAGGGAAAAUUUAAGCCUGUUAUGAUUACUUAUUGGAAAUUAUAAGAUUGCAAAAUGCAGAAGAAUAUAAGCUGAUGAGCGAUAACUUUUGAAUCGUUAUAUUUUAGUUACCUACUAGACUCGACGCUCAAAAGGAUUUUUGAGAAGAGAUUUCCAAUUAGUUUGGUGGUUCACCUAUCCCUAACAAGAUUGAUUGUAAGUUAGGCAUUAUGAGGGAACCUGACUUCUGAAGACAAGUGUAAAGUCAGUGCUAAAUUGAUUUGGACUAGCAAAGAAAUCGAAAUAGUUGUUUCUUCUCCUUUAGUUCACCCCAUUCUUAUGAGUCAUCUUGAGCAAUUGGCUUUUGAUUUCAGGUUUGUUUGAGUCAUUCUUAUUUUGCAUCCUUCUGUUUCGCCAACUGUCUUCUAAGAAACGUCCAAUAGGCAGGAUGUACUCAUAUUAGAAUUAUAUGAAAUGCCGCUUUUAUCAAAAAAAAGAAGAAGAAACAUCCAAUAAAAUUGGACUAAACUCUGAACGUAUCAUUGCUGGCUUUUUUUCAAUAUAUGCUAAUUUGAUGUUGGUGUUGCAGCAGUUGGAAAAUAGGGUUUAAUUCAACGAAGAUGUCUUCUCCAAGCAAGAGGCGAGAUAUGGAUGUCAUGAAGUUGUUGUGAUCGUGCAGGAUUUGGUGCAUUAGGCAGAAGAAAAAUGCGAGCAAACAAUCUUUCUGGAUGAUGAGUGACUACACAGUGGAGACCAUAAAUGAUGGGCUUUCUGAAUUUAACGUUGAAUUUCAUGGCCCCAAAGAGAGUCCGUAUGAAGGUGGGGUGUGGAAAGUCCAUGUUGAGCUUCCAGAUGCAUACCCAUACAAGUCCCCAUCUAUUGGUUUUCUGAACAAAAUAUUUCAUCCUAAUGUCGAUGAGCUAUCCGGCUCAAUAUGCUUGGAUGUCAUCAACCAAUCCUGGAGCCCAAUGUUUGAUCUUUCAAACAUAUUUGAAGUCUUUCUUCCACAGCUGUUACUUUACCCGAACCCUGCUGAUCCACUGAAUGGUGAUGCAGCUUCACUGAUGCUGAAGGACCAGCAACAAUAUGAGCAAAAAGUAAAAGAAUAUUGUGAGCGUUAUGCAAAGAGGGAGAAGUUCGAGAAUCCUUCUUUCGAUGGGAGUACUGAUGAAGAGAUCAGUGACAAUGAAAGCACAGGGUCGGCCAAUGAUGACAUUCUUGGUGCUGCAGACCCCUAAAGUGACAGGCCAUGUAUUUCACUCAGAACAAUACAACAUUUAUCCUUAAUUAGACCGGCAGCAAGCUUUUAUAAUGUUGCGGUAUAUAUGUCUGUACUGCUUAUCUGUAAUACCCUUAGUGAUGCUGCUGCAUGGCCGGCACACUUGUGGCAUCCAACUCAGUAAAAUUUGAAAUGUUCUAGUCUAUAACUUAUGUAACCAUCAACAUGAUUUAACUGAAUUUAUCUCCCUUGCAACCAGUAGACAGUUUUAUACUGUUUAUUAUUUA